GUGUUGAAUUUGUUUAUGUUUGUAGUUGUUUAUGAUUGUAGUUUUUGGUUGUGGUUGUUCAUGGUUGUUGUAAAUGUCUGUUGUAGUUGUUUUGUGGUUGUUUAUGGUUGAUAUUAAGGUUUGUUACAGUUUGUAGUUGUUUGUUGUUGUAGCGUAUGAUUGUGGUUGUUUAUGGUUGUACUUUUUUCAUUGUUUUGGUUGUUUGUAUUUUGUUUGUAUUUUGUUUACGGUAUUGCCGUAGUUUAUGGUUGUUUAUGGUUAUGGAAUUAGUUUGUUAUAGUUUGAUUGUUUAUGAUUGUUGUAGUUGUGGUUGUUUAUGAUUUGUAGUUGUUGUUAUUUGUUUCUGGGUGUUGCAGUAGUUUGUGGUUGUUCAGAGUUGUAAUUGUUAUAAUUACUGUACUUGUUUUGUGAUAAUUUAUGAUUAUUUAUGGUCGUUUGCAGUUGUGGAUUUAGUUCUUCUGGUUGUUCAUGGUUGUUGUUGUUUAUGGUUGUUGUUUAUCUUUGUUUAUAGUUGUUAUUUAUGGUUGUUUAUGUUUGUUAUUGUUGAUGAUUGUUGUUGUUUAUGGUUGUUUGUUUACUUUCUCUGCUGUAACUCGGUCGUUUCCGCUCAGUGAUUGUUUGUAAUGAGCUGCAGUUUCCAGAACAGUCUGAGUGAUCAGACCAUCUGAACUGGUAGACAGUGAGAGAGAGAGAGUUCAGUGUGAUGCUCGCUCUACCGUUUAAGAAUGGUGUGGUGGUCAGCAGGUGUUGUUGGUGUGUCUGAGGGGAAUAAUCAGUAAACCGGGCCGGACGGUCCACCGGGCAGCACGCUGGGCCUCUGAUUAUACAGAGGGUGACGCUAAACUGUUUAACUGGAUUUGGUGUCCAAUACGGAAUAUAAAUCACUCAGUUCUCAGAUUUUCAUAGUAUUUUUGAAAUGUAGGUUCUUUUUUUCUCUGUUUCAGCUGGAAUAGAAUAAAUAUCGUGACAUUGUUCGCCAAAGCGAACGCCUGAGUACUCAGAUUAUUAGGCCCCGCCCUGUACGCAUCUUCAUCUGUUGACGGAGAAACGGGUUUCCUCUUUCUGACGGGAUGCUGAGCGCGGAGAACCGGAACGUCUGGAUGGAGAUAAAACAGUUUGUGCUGUUGUUUGUGUUGCCGUUAACGCCGGCAGCUCGUGGGAAAUCAUGUGACAACACACCCUCCAGAGAGCUCCGCCCACUUUUCUGUUAUGUCCAGGUGCUCGAGAGCGGUGCUGAUCCGGUUCUGCGAUCAGAUCAGUGGAACUGUACCUCACUGCCCAGUGGGAGAACGCGUUGAAGCUCUUAAUGACCCCUGAUUCACUGGUGUUUAUUGAUGACCCCUCAUGUAUUGAUGGCCCCUGAUUUGCUGGUGAUGCCUGAUUUAUUGCCGACCCCUGUUUUACUGAUGAUUAUAGAUGACCUCUGAUUUAUUGAUAACCCGUUUUAUUGAUGACCCCUGAUUUAUUGCGGAGUGCGGGCGGCGCUAAGCUGACGUCCUUCCCUGUGAAGACUCACUCAUGGAUCUCCACAGUGCCGGUUCCGUGGUUCUGCAGGCUCUGACUCAGGCCACCAGCCAGAACACGGCCGAGCUGAAGCCUGCCGAGGAGCAGCUGCGACAGUGGGAGACGCAGCCGGGCUUUUACUCCGUACUGCUGAGCAUCUUCAACAACCACAUGCUGGACGUGAACGUGCGGUGGCUGGCCGUGCUGUACUUCAAAAACGGGAUCGACCGCUACUGGAGGAGAGUCGCUCCGCAUGCUCUGUCAGAGGAGGAGAAGUCGUCUCUCAGAGCCGGCCUCAUCACUAACUUUAACGAGCCAGUCAAUCAGAUUGCGACGCAGAUUGCGGUGCUGAUAGCGAAGGUUGCACGGCUGGACUGUCCACGUCAGUGGCCCGAGCUGAUCCCGGUUCUGCUGGAGAAGGUGAAGGUUCAGGACGUUCUGCAGCAGCACCGAGCGCUGCUCACGUUCUACCAUGUCACCAAGACCCUCGCCUCCAAACGCCUCGCGGCUGACCGCAGACUGUUCCAGGACUUAGCCUCCAGCAUCUACAGCUUUGCCUGUUCUCUGUGGAACCACCACACAGACACGUUCCUGCUGCAGAUCCACUGUGGAGACCAACAGGAGGCGCUGAGCUCUCUGGAGCGUACACUGCUCUCUCUGAAGGUUCUGAGGAAGUUGACUGUUCAUGGAUUUGUGGAGCCUCAGGAGAACAUGGAGGUGAUGGCGUUUCUCAGUGCGGUGUUUGAGAGGCUGAAGCAGUUUUUAGAAUGCUGUGGUCAGGUGGGGGUGGGCAGUGUGUGCAGAGAGAAGCUGGAGAAGACGAUCAUCCUGUUCACUAAAGUGCUGCUGGACUUCCUGGAGUACCACCCGUUCCCGUUCAUCCCUCUGAUCCAGCGCUGUCUGGAGUUCUCGGUCAGCUUCGUGUUCACGGCGGCGGGAGACGGUCUGCUGUUCGAGAGGUUCAUCGUCCAGUGCAUGAACCUCAUCAAGAGCAUUGUGAAGAACGAAGCCUACAGACCCGACAAGAACAUCGAGGACAGUAAACCUGAAGUUCUGGAAGCUCAUAAGAUUAAAACGGCGUUCUUCACCCACCCGACGCUGACCGAGAUCGCCAAGAGACUCGUCUCCAAGUACUUCCUGCUGACGGAGGAGGAGCUGGUCAUGUGGGAGGAGGAUCCCGAGGGCUUUGCUGUGGAAGAGACUGGAGGGGAUUCAUGGAAGUACAGUCUGAGGCCGUGUACGGAGGUGCUGUUCCUGGACAUUUUCCACAGUUACAGUCAGACUCUGACUCCAGUGCUGCUAGAGAUGAUGCAGAACCUGCAAGGACCCAGUAAUGUGGAUGAUACGCUGCAGCUGCUGAUGAAGGAUGCAGUGUAUAACGCUGUGGGUUUAGCAGCGUACGAGCUGUUCGACAGCGUCGACUUCGACCAGUGGUUCAACAACCAGCUACUGGGCGAGCUACAGGUCAAUCACAACAGGUAUAAGCUGAUCCGGAGGAGGGUCAUCUGGCUGAUCGGUCAGUGGAUCUCAGUCAAAUUUAAGCCCGAGUUGCGCCCCCUGCUUUAUGAGGUUAUACUCACUCUCCUGCAGGACCCUGACCUGGUGGUUCGUAUUGAAACGGCUACGACUCUCAAGCUGACUGUGGACGAUUUCGAGUUCCGGACCGAACAGUUCCUACCUUAUUUGGAGUGCAUAUUUGGGCUGCUGUUCCAGCUGCUGCAGCAGGUUAACGAGUGUGACAGUAAAAUGCAGGUGCUGCACGUCAUCUCCUGCGUUAUAGAGAGAGUUGGCAUACAGAUCCGGCCGUAUGUGGGCUGCCUGGUUCAGUACCUGCCUCUGCUGUGGAAACAAUCAGAGGAACACAACAUGCUGCGCUGCGCCAUCCUCACCACACUGAUACACCUGGUGCAGGGUUUGGGAGCUGAGAGCAGGAACCUGUAUCCAUUCCUCCUGCCGGUGAUCCAGCUCAGCACUGACGUUUCCCAGCCUCCACACGUGUACCUGCUGGAGGACGGCCUGGAGCUUUGGUUGGUGACGUUGGAGAACAGCCCGGCUCUCACGCCUGAACUGCUGAGAAUCUUCCAGAACAUGUCCGCUCUGCUCGAGCUCAGCUCGGAGAAUGUGAGGACGUGUUUCCAGAUCAUCAACGCCUACACUUACCUCUCAGCCACGGAGUUUCUACAGAACUACGGUGAAGGUCUCUGCAGAUCCUUCUGUGAAUUGCUGAGGGACAUCACCAACGAGGGACAGGUCCAGGUUCUGAAGGUGGUGGAGAUAGCGAUGAAGGUGAGCCCUCUUCUGGCCCCCCACCUCUUCCAGCCUAUCCUGCCAUCCGUGUUUCGGGGGAUUAUAGACGGAGAGCGGUACCCGGUGGUGAUGUCGGUGUAUCUGGGUGUGAUCGGUCGGGUUCUCCUGCAGAACUCCAGCUUCUUCACUGCGCUGCUCUCACAGAUGGCCCUGGAGUCCAACCAGGAGAUGGACCAACUGUUGGGGAACAUGAUUGAGAUGUGGGUGGACCGCAUGGACAACAUCACUCAGCCUGAGAGAAGAAAACUGUCCAGUCUGGCUCUGCUGUCCCUCUUACCUUCAGACAACAGUGUGAUUCAGGACAAAUUCUGCGGAAUCAUCAACGUCUGCGUGGAGGCCCUGCACGACGUCAUGACUGAGGACCCCGACACGGGAACCUUCAAAGAUUGUAUGCUGAUGAAUAGUGUGGAGGAGCCGAAGCUCUCUGAUGAUGAAGAGCCUCCGACGGAGCAGGACAAGAGGAGGAAGCUGUUGGCCCUGGAGGACCCCGUCCACACCGUGUCUCUGCAGCAGUGCGUGUACGAGAAGCUGAAGGCUCAGCAGCUGCUGAUGGGUGAGAGCGGCUUCCAGGCUCUGAUGGAGACGGUGGACACAGAGAUCGUCCGGCAGCUCCAGGAGUUUCUGCAAGGGUUCUGAGGAGCCACACCAAAAACACCAGAACUGCAUCAGACGAGCUUCCUGUGUUCUCCUCUCUCUUAACUUUCCAUAUGUUUUCACUGAGCUGAGUUUGGUAGGCGAGAGUGGGCGGGGUGAGAGUGGGCGGGGCUGCUGACCCGGACAGAGACUGACAAUAAAAAAGAAACAGAAGGAGGAACAAACUGAGACCAGCGCCAAGGACCCAAACCGUGUUUACAGUUCUGCUUCACACCUGCAGCACCUGUGUGUGUUUUAGAUACAGUGGGCUGCAUUAUGGGGCUUAUCUGACCCCCCCACCCCUUAUUAUUCCCCUUAUUAUUCCCCUUAUUAUUCUAUUUUACGUUCCACACUGUGAGAAAGAUGAGCUGUUUUAAGUGAAGGAGGAGUCGAGCUGCCUUAACACUCAGUUUACUGAACGUUUGAAGGUUUUAAUGCAGCCAGAAUAACUUACUUCAGAUUAAAACACCCAAUUCUUUGUCACAGUGAGGCUUUACUGACAUCUACACUGUAAAAACAGAACAGAACCAGGCUACCGUAAAGGGGAACUCCACCAGUUUUUUAAAAAUUCCCCCAUAACUCAGUGUGUGAGGUGUAAACAGAGUGAUUCAGAGUGGUUUGGUGUGAAAUAGUUCAGA
Molecule: messenger RNA, 5081 nt
Organism: Colossoma macropomum (tambaqui)
Lineage: Eukaryota; Metazoa; Chordata; Actinopteri; Characiformes; Serrasalmidae
Gene: ipo11
Product: importin 11
Exons: 30
Coding region: 1519-4446 (975 amino acids)
Biological process (GO): protein import into nucleus
Cellular component (GO): nuclear envelope; cytosol
Molecular function (GO): small GTPase binding
Source: RefSeq, a predicted model, not a curated record